AUGAGGAUUGGUCACUCAAAAGAGUGGGUUCGGAGCAUUGAGAGCAUUGAGGAAGGAUGUGAUGUUUUUGUUGUUUCAGGGGAUGCUUCUUUGCUGUUGCGAUACCGCCUCAAAUGUGUUGUAUGUAAUCAGGGUUCCGAGUGCUCCAGAAUACCUCAUGUAAAAAAUAUAGACACGAAAUGUGGGACCGCCCAUAUAUUAGUGCUGAAUGAAGUAGUGAUAGACCGAGGGCCUUCCCCAUACUUGUGCAAUAUAGUCCUGUAUAUAGAGAGUCGACUUGUCACGUCAGUACAGGGGGAUGGCUUGAUCAUCUCCACGCCGACGGGCAGCACUGCGUAUGCGGUGGCGGCAGGGGCAUCCAUGAUCCAUCCCAACGUCCCAUGCAUCCUCAUCACAUCCAUCUGCCCGCACUCACUCUCAUUCAGGCCCGUUGUCGUCCCAGCCGGCGUGGAAAUCAAAAUCAUGGUGUCUCCGGAUGCGCGGAACAAUGCCUGGGUGUCCUUUGAUGGCCGGAACAGACAGGAAAUACAGCAAGGAGACACGCUGCGCAUCACCACGGCGAUGUACCUAGUUCCCUCGGUGUGUGCCAAAGACCAAAUAGACGAUUGGUUUGAUGGCCUCGCUGACUGUCUCCACUGGAACGUACGGCGGCAACAGAAGACGUUACCUUCAUUACCCAGCACCACCAGUCUGGACUCCGUUAUAUUGGACCCUGACAGUAACUGACCAAGGUGUAUGUGUAACGAGCCUACAAGUAAAUUCUAGCAGGAAAUAUACGUCAUAAAUGUGCUUUUAUAGACCCUGACUCACUGACCACGACACCGUGAGAUUGGUGUUGUGUCAACUGUGUUCACUGCUGAAGAUCAUCUGAACUAAAUAACUUACCACGUCAAGUGCAAGGUCAAGGCUGUGAUUAACAAGACACCAUGAUUAGACAGAUUCUAUGUACCUCCAGAUUCAUAAAUGGUUAUUUGGAUUUGGCAGGAGGUGAAGAUGUGUGAGAUUAAGAGU
This is a messenger RNA of Haliotis rufescens (red abalone), 1011 nucleotides long. RefSeq names its product NAD kinase-like. Gene Ontology annotation, biological process: NADP+ biosynthetic process; NAD+ metabolic process. The record is from RefSeq and is a predicted model, not a curated record. NCBI's taxonomy places the organism in Eukaryota, Metazoa, Mollusca, Gastropoda, Lepetellida, Haliotidae. The transcript is spliced from 6 exons. Gene Ontology annotation, molecular function: NAD+ kinase activity. The coding region runs from base 1 to 726 and encodes 241 amino acids.